Phyllopteryx taeniolatus (common seadragon) is the source of this 10276-nucleotide messenger RNA. It is a transcript of the gene man2a2, whose product is annotated as mannosidase, alpha, class 2A, member 2. The record is from RefSeq and is a predicted model, not a curated record. Lineage: Eukaryota; Metazoa; Chordata; Actinopteri; Syngnathiformes; Syngnathidae. The coding region runs from base 5177 to 8485 and encodes 1102 amino acids. The transcript is spliced from 23 exons. Gene Ontology annotation, biological process: protein deglycosylation; N-glycan processing; mannose metabolic process. Gene Ontology annotation, molecular function: alpha-mannosidase activity; carbohydrate binding. Gene Ontology annotation, cellular component: Golgi membrane.
GUUGCAAGAGUUAUAAUUUCAUUUUGUAGUAGUAAUAGUCAGUCUCUGCAGGAAUGAUUGCUACAUUAUCUUUUUUUACACUUUAAUAAUGAGUGCAGUCCGAUGGGGAGCACAAGCCAGUGCAAACUGUAGGCCAGUUCCAAGCCUGCAUACAUGCAGAGGGUUGUGUCAGGAAGGGGCAUCAAUCUUAAAACUUUGCCAAACAAAUAUGAGCGUUCAUCCAAAAAAUUCAGUACUGGAUCGGUCGUGGCCCGGGUUAACAACGUCCGCCACCGGCGCCAUUAACCUACAGGGCGGUGGUGGAAAUUCAGCUACUGUGGGUUGAAGAUGAAGGAGAAGUGGAAAGCGAGUUCUUAGGCAGAAAGAGAAGAGGAAAGCACAGAGCCUAGAACUCAUGUUCAACUUUGAAUGUUGGGAGUAUGACAGGAAAAGCUCAGGAGUUCGUUGACAUGGUGAUUCGGAGAAAGGUUGAUUAUAUUGUGUGUCCCGGAAAGCAGGUGGAAAGGCAGUAAGGCUAGAAGUUUAGGGGCAGGGUUCAAAUUUUUUCCCAUGGUGUGGAUUUGAAGAGAAAUGGAGUAGAUGCAGGGGUGUAAAACCCAUAUUAGUUCGCGGGCCACAUUCACCCCAAUUAGAUCUCAAGUGGGUCGAACCACAAUAUUUGUGGCUUAAAAAUCCAUAAAUAACAUCUAUUAAAAAAUUUCCCAUUGUUUUGGUGCAAAUAAUUCCAAGUAAUUUUGGAAAAUAUUCACAUUUAUUCAUUAUCUUAUUGCAAAUUUUGUUGCAUAUCAUGACCAGUGUGAAAUUUUCAAGCAAACAUUAUUUCAACAGUAUUAUGAAUCAGUGAGCAUGCACUGUUCACUUAUGCAUCCUUUGUAAAUGUACAUAAAAAUUUAAGUUGUGACAGUGCAUUGAAAAAAAAAUACCCCAAAAAGGUUCCAACAAAGCAUCCUCUUUUUAAGUGAAGCUUUUGACUGAAAUUUUGUAAUGUUCAAUGUCUUAAAACAUUUCUACAGGAGGUAGUUAUUUUCACAGAAUUGUAGUGUGAACAUGGCACACCAUUUUAUAUUGGUGUGCUCCUGAAACUUGGCAUCAUUCUGAACUUGGCCUUCACAAGUUCCGUAUGUUUGACACCCCUGGAGUAGGGGUUAUUUUAAAGGAAGAGUUAGCUAAUAAUGUCUUUGAGGUGAAAAGAGUGUCAGAUCGAGUGUUGAGGCUCAACUUGGAAUUGAGGGUGUAAUGUAUAAUGUAAAUUAGUGGCUAGGCCCCACAGGUAGGAUGUGACCUAGAGGUGAAAGAGAAGUUCUGGAAGGAGCUAGACAAAGUAGUUCUGGGCAUCCCAGACAGAGAGAGUGUCUGAAGAUUGGCGCAGAUUUUAAUGGACAUGUUGGUGAAGGAAACGGGGGUAAUGAAGAAGUGAUGGGUAACUUUGGAAUUCUGGAAAGGAACUUGGGAGGGACAGAUGGUGGUAGACUUUGCAAAAAGGAUGGAAAUGGCUAGAGUGAACACUUUCUUCCAGAAGAGGCAGGAACAUAGGGUGACCUACAAGAGCGGAGGUAGAAGCACGCAGGUGGAUUACAUUUUAUGCAGACGAUGUAAUCUGAAGGAGGUUAAUGACUGUAAGGUAGUGGUCGGGGAGAGAGUGGCUUGAAAGCAUAGGAUGGUGGUGUGUAAAAUGAAUCUUGUGGUUGGGAGGAAGAUUAAGAAAGAAAUGGCAUAGCAGAGAACCAUGUGGAGCUGGAACCAAGCUGAGAAAGGAAGAGUGUUGUGCAGCUUGUCAAGAAGAGGUGAGCCAGGCUCUCUGUGGACGGGGGGAGCUUCCAGAAGACUGGACCACGACAGCCAAGGUGAUCAGAGAGACAGGCAGGAGAGUACUUGGUGUAUCUUCUGGUAGGAAAGGGGAGGAGACUUGGUGGGGGACCCACAAAGUACAGGAAAUCAUAGAAGGAAAGAGGUUAGCAAAGAAGCCGUGGGACACACAGGACUGAGGAGAGGAGACAAGAAUACAUGAGGAUGCGACCUAUGGCAAAGGUAGAGGUGGCAAAGGCCAAACAAGAGGCAGGCACACAGUGGGACAAAAAAGUAUUUAGUCAGCCAUCAUUUAUGCAAGUUAUCCCACUUAAGUUGAGAGAGGCCUAUAAUUUUCAUCAGAAGUGUACCUCACCUAUGCGAGACAAAAUAAGAAACAAAAUCCAGAGUCACAUUGUCUGAUUUUUAAAGAAUUUAUUAGCAAAUUAAAUAUUUGGUCAAUCACAAAAGUUCAUCUCAAUACUUUAUAAUAUACCCUUUGUUGGCAAUGACAGAGGUCAAACAUUUUCUGUAAGUCUUCACAAGGUUUUCACAUCAGUCUCAUAAUUUAAAGGUCGUUACAUUUUAUGAAAUAAGAGUUCUAGAUGACAAAGGCUUCCUUAUUAAACUCAAAAACACAAGGAGGAGUGGAGUUUUAUAGAAUAUUUAAUUAGAUCUACAAGGGAUCUAAAGGGAAACACACAAAGGGAUCUAACUACAAAAAGGAAACAUGAAUAAUGGUGGAAGAAAAGAAAAAUAGGUUUGGGAAAAAGGGAAAUAGAACACUGUCUUGCUGGACUAAAGUUGAAAACGUGAGCGUUUUAAUGCGCUCAGCCCGGGCGAGAGAGAACAAAGUUGGGAUUUUGUGUGAAGCUAGUAAUUUCCCCCAAAUUAUGAGGCACUAAUAUUGUACAUCCUAGCUACACUUAUUGUGCGGUACUCAUGACCGUAGAUCAUCUGGUCGGUGGGGGUGGUCGUUCUCCGGACACCUCAGGAGGAAAACAAAGCAGGUUUAGUUGUAGAAAAAGAAAAAAAACAAGAGAGGCAGAAGAAGAAAAAUUGUUGUCCCCUCGGUCCUGCUGAUUGAACUGGUGGCGGACCAAGCUCCUGCUCUCAGCAUCGCGCAUGCGUGACCGGUACGGGAUGCAGGUAGCUGCUUGCUGAGGCUCCGCCAACCGAUCACAGCUAGGGAAAGCGAUCAAAGCCGCAUGGCUGGUUUCCUCGAUCAAAAACUCCGCUGGCUAAAUUGAGGCGGGUGUUCACGCAGGUGGGGACGCUGGAGACAAAAGAAAAGGAAGCGGGGAGGGGUGGACAGGAAAGAGGAAACACACGAAAGAGAGGUAGAAGAGGCGGGAGUCAGAGGUUAAAUACCCAGGAGGCGUGUCCCAGAGGACGGAGACCCGGACAAGACCACGCCCAUCGGCUCGAAUUUAGUCUACGAACUUUGCCGUAAAAGUCGUAUAAAAAUCAUAUCUGAAUAUAAAAUACUCCCAACUUUGUAGUCUUCCCCAUAGAUUACGCAUAUAGAAUGACCGUUUAAACUUUAGUCUUGGCAAAUCAACUGUUUAUGGUUCAAUCACAUUUCAUGCUUCUUGGCUUCAAACCAAGACAAACAGUUCUCACAGCCGCACCUGUAAAGUUGACACACUGACAGACAUCAAGGCAUACAUUUGGAAUAUUUCUGUAGAGUUCGUGAAAUAUCAAAACAGACAUUUAUCUUCAGUUAAAAACAACCAUUCCGGGUUGCAGUACUCUCAAACGCCAGUGGGUGGCGCCUUGCGUGCAUGUUUGAAUAUUAAGCAAAUAGUUAAUUGCUGUAUUUGCGUCCCGUUGUCGAUCUGUCCCAGCUUGGUCUCCCGGAGAGAUGAUCCCAACUUUUGGCUGCUGUCAGUUCAAACAAAGAAAAUGAUUCUUUGAUGACUGUAAACCAAGAUAUCGAGAGGUUCUGCUAAUUAAUUUAGGGUCCACUUGACAUACGCCAGGCUUCCUUUUUAGUGGCCGUUUCACAGCAGGGCCGCAGGGAAGAAUGCAGUUUGUCAAAUUGUGGGAUGUUUUGGCAACUGGGUCAGAGUCACUACACGAGCAACAGUAUGGUUUAAUGCCGAGAAAGAGUACAACAGAUGCAUUGUUUGCCUUGAGGUUGUUAUUGGAGAAGGUCAGAAGGAGCUACAUUGUCUCUUUGUAGAUCCAGAGAAAGCCUAAGACAGAGUACCCAGAAGGGAACUGUGGUACUGCAUGUGGAAGUCGGGAGUGGCAAGAGUAGUACAGGACAUGUAUCAGGGCUACAGAACAGUGGUGAGGUGUGCUGUAGUUGUGACAGAGGAGUUUAAGGUGGAGGUGGCACUGCAUCAGGGAUCAGCCCUGAGCCCUUUCACAUUUGCAGUGGUGAUCGAUAGGCUGACAGAUGAGGUUAGACUGGAAUCCCCGUGGACCAUGAUGUUUGUAGAUGAAAUUGUGAUCUGCAGUGAAAGCAGGGAGUAGGUGGAGGAAUGCACUGGAAAGGAAUGAAGAUUGGCUGAAGUAAAACAGAAUAUAUGUGCUUGAAUGAGAUGGGUGGAGGGGGAAGAUUGACGCUACGGGGAGAAGAGAUAACUGGGGUGGAUAACUUUAUACUUCAACUGUCCAGCGCACUGGUGAGUGUGGUAAGGAAAUGAAGAAACGGGUCCAAGCAGGUUGGAACGGGUGGAGGAAGGUGUCAGGUGUGCUAUGUGACAGAAGAGUCUCUGCUAGGAUGAAGGGCAAAGUUUAUAAGACAGUGGUGAGGCCAUUCAUGAUGUACAGAUUAGAGACUGUGCCACUGAAGAGACAACAGGAAUCAGAGCUGGAGGUGGAAGUAAUGAAAAUGUUGAGGUUCUCUGUAGGAGAGACCAGAUUGGAUAUGGUUAAAAAUGAGCUCAUCAUACAGAUUGGAUAUGGUUAAAAAUGAGCUCAUCAGAGGGACAGCCAAGGUUAGAUGUUUUGGAUCCAAUUAGAGAGGGCAGACUUCGAUGGUUUGGUCACGUCCAGAGGAGAGAGUGAGUGUAUUGGUAGAAGGGUGACUAGGAUGGAGCUGCCAGGCAAGAGAGCUGGAGGAAGACCAAAGAGAAGACUGAUGGAUGUCGUGAGGGAAGUUGGUGUUAGAGAAGAGGAUGCAUGAGAUAGGCUUACAUGGAAAAGGAUGACACGCUGUGGCAACCCCUAACGGGACAAGCCGAAAGGAAAAGAAGACGACACUUUAAUAUUGAAUAAAAAUACAAUGGAACAUCCAAAGUGGCAAACAAUCCAUUCUUUUGUAAUUUCCAAAUGCUAAGGAAUCAAGAGCCAAAUUUCUGUCCUGCAAAACCGGAUAGAGCAGCUGGAGCAGCUCCUCGAGGAAAACCACCAAAUCAUCAGUCACAUAAAAGACUCUGUCAUGGAGCUCACAGACACAGGAGCAGUGUCUCCCAGUGGCCACCUGCCCUUCAGGGGUGCCAAUGGCUCUUGGGUCCUUCCCUUUGACGGCCGCCCCACUUUCCUUGCGGUCAACCCCCAGGACUGUCAGUUGGCUGCAGGCAGCCACAGUCAGGCAGAUGUUCAGAUGUUGGAUGUAUUCUCGCUCCUGAAGUUUGACAAUCCAGAUGGUGGUGUGUGGAAACAGGGCUUUGACAUAACUUACGACGCUGAUGAGUGGGACAAAGAACCUCUGCAAGUGUUUGUGGUCCCACACUCUCACAAUGAUCCAGGUUGGAUUAAGACUUUUGACAAGUACUUCACAGACCAGACGCAGCAUAUUUUAAACAACAUGGUGGUGAAGCUCGCCGAGGAUCCCCGCAGGAAGUUCAUCUGGUCUGAGAUAUCCUUCUUCUCCAAGUGGUGGGAGAGUGCGGAUGCACAAAAGCAGGAGGCUGCGCGCAAACUGAUCCUCGAAGGACAGCUAGAAUUUGUGACAGGAGGCUGGGUGAUGACAGAUGAAGCCAACGUUCACUACUUCGCCAUGAUAGACCAGCUUAUUGAGGGACAUCAGUGGCUAGAGAGAAACAUAGGGGCAACACCCCACAGCGGAUGGGCAAUAGACCCCUUUGGUCACAGCUCCACUAUGGCCUAUGUGCUGAAGAGAGCCAACCUGACUAGCAUGCUCAUCCAGAGGGUCCACUACUCAGUAAAAAAGCAUUUUUCUGCCACACGCAACUUGGAGUUUAUGUGGCGGCAGCCCUGGGACACUGGAUCCAAUUCAGACAUCUUUUGCCACAUGAUGCCCUUCUACAGCUAUGAUGUUCCUCAUACAUGUGGGCCUGAUCCAAAGAUCUGCUGCCAGUUUGACUUCAAGAGGCUACCUGGUGGUCGAAUCAAUUGUCCAUGGAAAGUGCCACCCAAGACUGUGGUGGAGGAAAAUGUAGCAGAGAGGGCACAACUCCUCCUGGAUCAGUAUCGCAAAAAGUCCAAACUUUACCGGAGCAAGGUGCUUCUCAUCCCUCUGGGGGAUGACUUCCGUUACGACAAGCCCUUGGAGUGGGACCAGCAGUAUAUCAACUAUCAGAAGCUCUUCGAUUACAUGAAUUCCCACCCUGAGAUGCAUGUCAAGGCUCAGUUUGGAACUCUAACAGACUACUUCAAUGCGCUGUAUAAGUCCUAUGGAGUGGCCCAAGGAUCCCGACCUGCAGACUUUCCUGUGCUCAGUGGGGAUUUCUUUGCCUAUGCGGACCGCGAAGACCACUACUGGACUGGUUACUUUACAUCCCGGCCCUUUUAUAAGAGCUUGGAUCGUGUCAUCGAGUCACACCUUAGGGGAGCUGAGAUCCUUUACAGCUUGGCAGUUGCCAAUGCCCGAAACAUGGGCAUGGAAGGACGCUAUCCAGUCUCAGAUUACGCCCUGCUCGUUGACGCCAGGCGCUCUGUGGGCCUUUUCCAGCAUCACGAUGGCAUCACUGGCACUGCGAAGGAGAAUGUUGUCGUUGACUAUGGCACCAGAUUAUUGCGCUCACUCAUUGGCCUGAAGCGAGUGAUCAUCAACGCUGCUCAUUUCCUGGUGAUGAAGAACAAAGAGUUUUAUCGCUUCUACCAGACCGAGCCUUUCCUGGAGACGGAUGACAGGCGUGCUACUCAGGAUUCUCUACCUCAGCGCACUUUAAUCGAGCUGGAUCCAGCAGGGCCAAGGUACUUGGUCCUGUUCAACCCGGUUGAGCAGGAGCGGCUGUGUGCUGUGACUGUGUUGGUCAACACCGUCAAGGUGAGGGUGCUCACUGAAGAUGGACAGACUCUCCCUGUGCAGCUGAGCGCUCAGUGGAGCUCGGCAAGUCAAAUGAGCGCAGAAGUGUUUGAGGCUACAUUCAUGGUGCGUCUACCAUCACUGGGUCUUGCCGUCUACCAUCUGUAUGACUCUCCGGACUCGCCCAUGACGCUGCGCUCAGACACCCUUCUCCGGCUGCCGGGUAGCGCCCUCACUGCCCGCGCUUUGGACCCACUUCCUGUUCGGUCUCAGCAGGCUGACCCUCAGACAUUCUACGUCAGCAGCCAGUUUCUAACACUGGGCUUCUCCGGCACCACCGGCCUGCUGGAGAGUAUCAAACACAAAGAUGAUCCUCAGGAAAGGAAGGUCCAGAUGCACUUUGUGAUGUAUGGAACUCGUCCUUCUAAGGACAAAAGUGGCGCUUAUCUUUUCCUGCCCGAUGGGAAAGCAACGCCCUAUGACCACAGAGAGCCACCAGUGGUGCGCGUCGUUGAGGGGCCUCUCUUCUCUGAAGUGGUGGCUUACUACCAACACUUUGAGCAGGCAAUUCGCAUCCACAAUGUUCCAGGUGUGGAUGGCCUAUCUGUGGACAUCACCAGCAAAGUGGACAUCAGAGACCAGACCAACAAGGAGCUGGCCCUGCGAAUGGUCACUGACAUCCAGAGUAGAGAUGUCUUCUACACAGACCUCAAUGGCUUCCAGAUGCAGCUUCGUCGCCGCCACCAGAAGCUCCCCUUGCAAGCUAACUUCUACCCUAUGACCAGCCAGGUGUACAUCCAGGACAGCCAUCAUAGGCUGACACUGCACACGGCUCAGUCUUUGGGUGUCAGCAGCCCGGAGAGUGGCCAGCUCGAAGUAAUUUUGGACCGCCGACUGAUGCAGGAUGAUAAUCGUGGGCUGGGUCAAGGCCUCAAGGACAAUAAGAGGACCGUCAACCACUUCCGACUGCUUCUGGAGAGGAGAUCGACGGGCAAUAAGCCUGUUGGCUUCUUUGUCAAAUUCUCCUCCCUGUUUCACAAUCUCCUCUCCAAAAUGUUGAGUGACAGAGUUGAAGAGAUGAUGGACAGCUCCACGACGAGCUUUCCCUCUGUGCUCAGUCAUAUGACCAACGGCUUCCUGAAUCAUGAUGUUCUGGCACUGCCAGUCCUACCCAAAAGACGCGGCGUGCCUCCUCUGCAAACCUUUGCACCACUUAAGUCCGCGCUCCCCUGUGACUUCCACCUGUUAAACCUGCGCAGCAUACAGAGCCAAGACCCCAACGCUCCGUCACCAUACACGGCUUUAAUUGUUCACCGUUUUGGCCUCGACUGUGCUUUGGAUAGUCCAAACUUAGGCUACAACUGCACCACCACCCAAGGACAGCUGAAUAUUUCCAGUCUCUUCAAGAACUUGGACCUGCAGCUGCUCCAGCCCAUGUCUUUGACCCUGAUGUAUUCUAGUCCACCACUGGCCAACCACUCGACAGUAAGCCUGGAUCCGAUGGAGAUCUCCGCCUUCAAACUCAAAUUGCGCUAGGAGCAAACCUGAUCCAGCGGGCUCACACUCUUCGGACCGAGAACUGGACCCUCGCUGGCUGUGAACCGGCACGUGGGACUCUGAUUCAGCUGUGUCGAAAGCGUUGUGGAGAACCACAAACUCUAAGAUCACGGCCGCAUUGGGUUCUCCUGCGUAAGAAUGUGCUCUUUCUUGCGUUUCAGCCUGGAACUGAACUACUGAAUGUAAAUAUCCCAAUGAUGUGUAAGAGGGAGGGGUGAUGGGGUGGGGGGUUCAGCAAAAAUGUGUGCCAGAUAAGAGUGCAAUUUAAAAAGCUUGAUUUGUUUUAUGGACUCUUAUUUUUAUUAAUUUUCUGUGCACGCAAGGGCAUACAUUGCAAUUGUUUUUUUUGUUUUUUUGUCUCAGUUCAGCAAAGACAAUUGUGUGUUGUGGACAUUCGGAGAUACAAGCGGGUCUCCUCUCUGCAGUAACAGUGGGAUCACGUGAGAGGUCCACUCAUCAUUCUGAGCUUCCUUGUCGCAGCGGGUCAUCAUUUGUCUUAAUCCUUGUGUUGGCGUGUCACCCCUGAGCAGCUGUGCAUGCAGUUGUGCUCGACUGACACUAGACCAUAUACGUGUGCGCGUGCGGAGUCUUCGGCCACCACUAGCCCUGUUGUUUUCAUGAGCCUUUUCACAUGCUGACACUUUAAAUAGUAGGACCCAUACAGUUUGCAGGAUGAAGCUGGGGUGUUUGAAACUCAAUGUGCACUUAUAUUUUGACAAAUACGGGAGGUACACUGAAACAUGUCUGUUAAUAAAAAUAUAAGUGCAGUGACUUUCUGAACACGCCAUAGUUAUGGAUGGAUGGAUUAUAGCAUUGUUGAAACAACAAUUCUAAUGCUGGUUUAAGACUUUUUUUUUUUUUUUUUUUUUUUUUUUUUGGGGCACAGUGCUGUAUAUGUACGCAUAGAGUAUGGCGGGGAACAUUCAUGAUGCUCGUGCAGGUUUGUCAUGAAAGGUGAAUGCAAAAUCUGCAAUGUUUAUUUCAGCCAUUCAGGUUUUUACUCUAUAUAAUUCAAGCUAAUGAGGGUUUUGCUUUUGAGCUUUGAGCUGCUUGGGCUUCCUGUCUUUAAAUCAUAUAUCAAGCCCAGCCCCACAAAGAGAUUUGCAAUGAGAUUAAAAUCAUUUAUCAGUAAUACUUUAGUAACAUUCCAGCGCUCAUGGAGAAACCUUAUCUAUCUACUAAAUUUGGCAGUGGCAUAUCUUGAGAAUUUAAUUUCAUAAAAUCUCAUUUUUUGUUUUUAAAAAGCAUCACAAGGAAAAUUCCAGGCACCUGUUUUGCAGGCAGAUGGAUUUAACUUUUCCACACAAUCACCUGUGACUUCAGUUGCUCAAGUCAAAAUUAGGAGGCAAAGCUGAGUGACAAAGUAAGUGUAGCUGGCUGAUGUGCGUACAAGACAACAAAAUUCCAUCUCCACAGAGUUGCUGCAUUUUCCUCCUGUACUUAAUCUGGAGCUGUGGACAAUUUUUUUUUUAGGACUACAUUUCUAGUUUAGUUAUGUUAAUUUCCCAGAGGUCUGUCACACAUCAACACACGCUGCGCUGGCUUGUUAACAUUUUAGUGAGUUGCACUUCCUGUUUUUCCUUCACUCAAUUUCCAUCUCAGCCCUUUCACUGUGUCACAUCAUUGUGGAAUUUUGUCCAUUUAAAAAAAAAAAAAAAUAAUGAAAUUUUCUGUCACGCUCUAUGUUCAGAGGUAAUAUAUGGUGGCAGGCUGUCUUCUGUAUUCAGUCCCGGUGGAGUAAUAAUGCAGAAUAAAGAAAAUGCUACAGAA